CUUGUGUUUUUCAAGUAUUAUUUAUUCCACAUUAUACAACAGUCAGUUUGGUCCCAAAUUUGGUUGAUUUGGAAUAACAGCACUGGGGAAUUUCGCUGUAUUAAUCUGCUUUUCUGUGUUUAUGGCAUUCUAGAUGACCUAGACUAGACUAUUUGUGACUAGUGGAGAGAGUAGCGAACAGAGAUUGUCUGGAGAGAAGGAAGUCAUAGCACAAGUGUUGUCUUUUGGGGCAGAAUUUAUUCUUCUAGUGUAAUAUUUUUGUCUAAAACAUAGGUUACUCUUUGUUUAAAGAACGUAUACUGUUAAAUAACAGAGCUGACAGUCAUGGAAAACCUGGAAAUCAGGGAAUUUGGGGAUAGUGAAUGAAUACAGUCUUACAAAUAAUGAAUAAUUCAGACAUUUCUAUAGUAAAUAUAGAAUAUAUAGAAUAAAUAUAUUUUUGUAGGCUAAUACUCUCUCUGAUCUUGUGAGCAAAUUGUCCUUUUGGGUUUGUUCUCUAAACUGAUUCGCAGAUUAUGUCUUAUGAUUCAUAUUUACCUAGCCUAUUUUUAAAUCGUUAUCUAUUAAAACGUCAUGAUAAUUCGAACCCUUAUGAAAGCCAUAUCAGACUCGUCCUGACUAAAUAUGCUCGUCAGAUUUUGCUUAACCAUUGUCUUACACUCAACACUCGGUUAUCAUUGUACGUGCGCGCAGGUUUGGACAUAGGCUUUACCACAUAACAUUAACCAAUUUUAUAACAGCGGUGCACCUGUCAUGUGAAGUGAUGCUCUUUAUUUGUAAUUUUGUCAUGCAGUGGCAAAUCCCGCCAAGACAUUCAGCUUUCGCCGCGUGCAUGACCUUGCUAAUACCUAAUUCACAUCUCAGGUUUAAUCUUAUCAACUGUAAACAUAAAGCGGUUUUCACACGAGGGCGGUGUUCAUCCCAGCGAUGACAUCACGAGGCAGGUCUUGCUCAAGCCCACCAAUGAGACAAGGCAGAUCGGUUCUUUUGGGGCACAUCGCAAUGAAUGGGUGUCGGUGCUUUACAAGGCAAAGGAGCAACCACAACAAGACGCGGAUAUUGAGGGGAUGCGGCAUCGGCACGCGGGAGCUGUCCACCAGCAGCACACCAACGACGCGGACGCUCGUGACAGUCAGAAGGAAGGAUCUCGUCCAGUCGCCCCGCUCUUUAGUCUGCCGCCCCCACCGCCAUCGAUAAAGGAGCGAUCCACCUCCUCACAUCACAGCCGACAUGUACAGUCUUGUCCGGACCGCGGCACCAGGAACGGCGAGUGCCUGCCUUUGACCGGCAGCUGCAGCCUCGCACAGGGAGCGCACAGUGACCGUCAGUCUUACGACAACCAGCCGCAUCCGUUUCCAGGGGCCUCAUCUGGCUAUCAGUGUCAUUCUGAGGGGCUCUCGCAGAGCAGCCAUUCUCCUCAGCACACAUCUUCCGUUUCCCCGCAGCCCUCCCCAUCUGAUCUGCUGCCGCCGCCUCUGCCUUCGCACAUUUCUUAUACGCGGGAUACGCGCCAAAAGAGUGCUAAUUACAAACAAGAAAUUGUACAGCGUGGCGUCGGGGAGGGGGGGCGUCGAGACCAAAACCAGUUGCUGCAGCAACCUUGUUAUAAUCAACAAAGGGACCCCUCCUUUGAGCUACUCUUGCCAAACUCUGGUCAAGGACAGAUAAAUGCACGCGAGGAAGCCGAGAAGGAGAGGCAAUUAAUUGCGCCUCAGGCUCAGUUACUGUUGGGCAGCAGCUUACCCGUCAACUACUGCAUCAGCAGAUCGGGGCAAGUGUGCACAGACCAGCAGGCGCUGCUGUUGCAGCAUCAGCAUCAGCAGGCUCGCGCGCAGGAACACAGCCUUCAGCGGCAGCAGAGUGACCAGGACGGCAGGUACCAGGAGGGGGAAAUCGCACUCUGUCAGCCGUAUCAAUGCGAGCGCGCGCUAGAGAGAAACUCUUCGGUGUCUAGUAGUGAAAACAGCAGCCCCCCGUACGGCUCCAGCAGUCAACUGUGGCCAGAGCCUCACGACAAGGAGGAAAGGAAAAAUCGAGCAGGCAAAUACAAGGCACAUGCUGAGCGAACAAAGCUGAGCCAUGCUGGAUCCAAGCCCUCCCUCUCUGAGAGCAGUCACUCACUCCCUCAGAUAGCCAUGAACAGCUGCAAGUACAAUGGAGGAGUGGUAAGACCACUGGGCAGCCUGGCGGCGUCACGACGCAACCUAGCAGAGCAUGACUCUGAGACCCAGCCUCUCCAGACUCUUCACAGCUCCGGCCUGGAAGUGGUCGUCUCUAAGGGAGGUGGCGAGGACCCCAGCAAGGCGUCCAAUGAGAGCCUGGUCCGAGAGAGUGGCAACGCACCACAGAAAAAAAAUAAAGAUAUUGGCUACAAGUUGGGCCACAGGAGGGCACUUUUUGAGAAGCGCAAGCGGCUUAGUGACUAUGCCCUGAUAUUCGGUAUGUUUGGGAUCGUUGUCAUGGUAACAGAGACUGAACUGUCCUGGGGGGUUUACACUAAGGAAUCUUCAUAUUCAUUUGCACUGAAAUGCCUUAUCAGCCUUUCCACUGUUAUUUUGCUUGGUCUUAUAAUAAUGUACCACGCUCGGGAAAUACAGCUGUUCAUGGUGGACAAUGGGGCGGAUGACUGGAGGAUAGCCAUGACAUAUGAACGCAUCUUCUUUAUUGUCCUGGAGCUGCUGGUGUGUGCCAUUCACCCGAUACCAGGCCAGUAUGUGUUCACGUGGACGGCCCGGCUGGCUUUCACCUACGUGCCCUCCGUGGCCGACGCUGACGUAGACAUCAUUCUUUCCAUCCCGAUGUUCCUCCGCCUCUACCUGAUUGGCCGGGUCAUGCUCCUUCAUAGCAAGCUCUUCACCGACGCAUCCUCGCGCAGUAUAGGUGCCCUCAACAAGAUCAACUUCAACACACGCUUCGUCAUGAAGACCCUCAUGACCAUCUGCCCGGGCACCGUGCUGCUGGUCUUCAGCAUCUCCUCCUGGAUCAUCGCAGCCUGGACCGUUAGAGUCUGUGAGAGGUAUCAUGACAAACAGGAAGUCACUAGUAACUUUCUUGGAGCUAUGUGGCUAAUUUCCAUAACUUUCCUAUCGAUUGGCUAUGGAGAUAUGGUCCCUCAUACAUACUGUGGGAAAGGGGUCUGUCUUCUCACAGGAAUCAUGGGAGCUGGUUGCACUGCACUUGUAGUCGCGGUGGUAGCCAGAAAGUUAGAAUUGACAAAAGCUGAGAAACACGUCCACAAUUUCAUGAUGGACACCCAACUUUGUAAACGAGUAAAGAACACAGCUGCCAAUGUACUCAGGGAAACAUGGCUCAUCUACAAACACACAAAAUUAGUGAAGAAGAUAGAUCAUGCCAAAGUGCGCAAACAUCAGCGCAAGUUCUUGCAGGCCAUUCACCAAGCUCAGAAGCUCCGCAGUGUGAAAAUGGAGCAGAGGAAACUCAAUGACCAGGCCAACACUCUGGUGGACUUGGCGAAGACACAGAAUGUGAUGUACGACCUGGUGUCAGAGCUGCAGGAACGCAGCGAGGAGCUGGACAAGCGUAUUGGCACGCUGGAGGACAAACUGGACGCAGUCACCGGCAGCCUGCAGGCUCUGCCCUGUCUGAUCUCCCAAGCCAUAACUCAGCAGCAACAGGACCUCCUGGAUGGCUUCGUGCACCGCUUCCGCCCCGCUUCGCUGGGCUCUGAACGCUCCUGGACCCCCUCCAGACGGCGGCGCUCCCCUUCCACUGCCCCGCACACUUCCUCCGACAGCGGCUAACGCCGACCUGGACCUCCUUGCCGCUUCCAAAGGUCUCAGACUUAAUCACGUAAGAUGAUCAAGCCGAGAUUGAGGACUCGUAUUAAUAAGUAGAGAAGAAUUAUCAAAAAUAGUAGAUAUAUGGUUUAUGUUUAGCCAUUGUAUGGCUGUUCAAGUUAGCUUUUUUGUAAAGCCCUCAUAUAUUUACAAGACUGAGUUCAGGAAGCUGGAGUGAGUCCAGGAAACUGGUCCUUCAAACUGCGACAUCAUGGGGUCCACAGGAAGGUGAACCAACGUAGACCACAAAGGAGUGCCGCACCCACAUAGAAGAGAUUCACUGGUCCUAUAAGACAUCUGUGCCAGGAUGAGCACCGAGAGCGCUUCUGGGUGCUUUGCGAUCACUUCAGCGUUCAGCUGGAGACAGAGGAGCACAUGACCUUACUACUGAGUAGAAUAAUGCAGGAAUGCCAACCUUAAGGAUUCAGUUCCCUUGCUCCUUUAAGGGAAAUUGGGUGCAACUAACCUUUUUUUAGUUACAUAUUGGCAUGUUAUUUUUUUCAGUGCCUGAAUGUAUAGAUUGUGGAGGGUUGUCCAUUUACAAAUUUUGGAGCGAGUUUUUGUACAAUGUUAACACAAGCAUUGCAUUCCUUUUUCAGAUACAUUCCUCUUGAAGACAUUUUACUCGUCUGUCUUAACAAAUACCAUUAACUCUGUCGCAGUCUUCUCUUAUUUUCCAAAGCCUUUCAAUACUUCCAUCAAUUAGGAAAUGAAGGAAAGACAGAAAGGAAGGAAGGAGGAAAAGAGAAAUUGAAGGAAGGAAGGAUAAAAGGGAAAGAAUUAAAGGAAGGAAUAAAAGGAGUUGUUUCUACUCAAGCUGGUAACACUUUCAUUUUAACGAAAUCUGAGCUUCCAGAAGUCUUCACAUAACCGAGAGGCUGCGUUUUUGAAUUUGAAAUGACAGCACUGAGUGCUAAAUGCUGUGGUAGGCACAAAUGUAUGACAGGACUGAGAUUUAAACCUUGCAUGUUUCAGUGCAAAUGUGACGAAUGGAUUAUGGAUGGUUUUUCAAGUGUGUGUGUGUGUGUGUGUGUUCUUUUUUGUUUUAUUUCAUUUAUUUUUUACACAGAGAUUCCUUUUUAAAACGUUGGAUAGUAUUUUUAGAGUUGCAAAUAUAGCGGUGCAGUAAUGUGGUAAUGUUUGUUUAAUGCAUUCCUUGUUCUACCUAAAUGAAUUUCUCGACCAAGCGAUUGAUGAAUGAGUAAAAAAUAGGAUUACCACUAAACGAAUCUUUCUAUAAUCAUGAGGAGAUCUUCUCUGAGAGAAUACAUCUGAUGAAGCAAAAAGAGAUGCUUAUGGAAGACAUUAUCGUGGCUCACAUUUGCACUUUUCAAAAUAUACCGUUAAGGCAGCUUAGAUUAAAAAUCUGUCUCUCCUGUUCACAAGUAUUUUACUGACAUCUAUGGUUUUAAAUAAUCACAUAACCUUAAAGCAACUGACAGUGUUAUGUGUUUGAUGAUGUAAUUGUCACAGAUUAGAACCAAUGGUAAAUGACUGCGAACCAUUUCAGUGCAACUUGCUUUAGAAAAGAUUUAUUUUUUAGUUAGUUUAACUUAGUUUUUCAACAUCAGAGACAUUAUUUUAGCUAUUUAAUUCUGAGAAUGUUUUUUGGAGAAACCUAGAUAAGAUCAGGCAAAAAUGGGGUUUGUGCUUGAUUUAAUAUUUAUAAAUUAUUAGAUUUUUAUUAUUCUGCAAGACAUUAUAUUCUUAACCAAAGUCUAAACCCUUUUAUACAGCCUGUGAUCACAUGGAAAUUAAUUGACACGCUCACUCAAAGACACGUUUCAUGUGAGAUUGAAGCCAAAUUCCCGCCAAAAUACUUUUAAUAAUGCAUGUUUGCUUUUUCUGAUUUGCUUGUAAAACAUUUGUUAAAGUAUUAUUAAAUGAGAAAAAGAUUUACAUGAUUUACCAUUCGGAGAUUUCAUCACAAUUCCUAUCCAGCUUAUUUCAGUCGUGUCAAUACUGUGUUUAGGUCUUAUGUAUUUCCAGUCCUCUGUUCUUGUGUACAAACGAUGCCUAAAAUUAGCAACUUUGCCAAACAAUAAUGACUACAUUUAAACUGAAAACUUGGAUGAAGGGAAAAAAUGGAUGGAGAAUUCUCACAGCUUUUAUUGUUGAUAUAUACUUGACACUUCUAGCACAUUUUGAUAUAACAAAGAUAAAAGAUGAACUGAGAAAGCCAGUCAUAAGUAACAUUGAUGUAGACAAAAAUAGAGGAACAGACUGCUUUAAUAUUUAAGCUGCUGUUGAUGACCAAAAUCAAGUGCAAUUUAGAUCCUGAUUAAAAUCAAAAAUAAUUUGAUGACUGCAUGGUUUUUAACAACAUGACCAUGACCCUUGUUCAUGCCUUUCUCUCUCUUUCACUGUCAGCACAGUCUAAAUGUUGUAAUGUGCCAAUUAUGAAGUAAGACUCAGAUGCCUUCUGAUGUCAAACUCCAUACACGAGUAGAUGGGACACCAAAUCAUUAGAACAUAUUUUAUUGGACUACAUGAUUUUAUUUUAUUUCUUAUUUUUUUUCUUCCUAAUUGCCUUUCUUUGUGAAAUACCUGUGAAUGAUUAAAUACAGAGAGAAGACUUGCAUUUUGUAUCCUCCCAGGUUGACUGUACAUAAAGGCAUGGGUUAUCAUGGUCUCGUAUGUUGAGAUCCUCUUAUUUUGUUUACAUAGAGAUAGCCCAAGAAGCUACAGUGUGGACAAAAUCUGCCCAUGUUUCAGAUAAUAAACAUCAAAUUCUUGAGAAUA
Ctenopharyngodon idella (grass carp) is the source of this 6539-nucleotide messenger RNA. RefSeq names its product potassium intermediate/small conductance calcium-activated channel, subfamily N, member 1a (gene kcnn1a). Lineage: Eukaryota; Metazoa; Chordata; Actinopteri; Cypriniformes; Xenocyprididae. The transcript has 10 exons. Gene Ontology annotation, molecular function: small conductance calcium-activated potassium channel activity; calmodulin binding. Gene Ontology annotation, biological process: potassium ion transmembrane transport. Gene Ontology annotation, cellular component: neuronal cell body; plasma membrane; neuron projection. The record is from RefSeq and is a predicted model, not a curated record. Bases 1068 to 3761 code for a protein of 897 amino acids.